Pseudoliparis swirei is the source of this 2589-nucleotide messenger RNA. RefSeq names its product torsin-1A-interacting protein 2-like. Gene Ontology annotation, cellular component: membrane. NCBI's taxonomy places the organism in Eukaryota, Metazoa, Chordata, Actinopteri, Perciformes, Liparidae. The transcript has 8 exons. Gene Ontology annotation, biological process: membrane organization. The record is from RefSeq and is a predicted model, not a curated record. Gene Ontology annotation, molecular function: ATPase activator activity. The coding region runs from base 89 to 1645 and encodes 518 amino acids.
AGGAAGUAAGGGAAGCUUAUCUGCUAGUAAACGCGAUGUUUCGUCGUAUUAAUUAGUUUAUGUUGCCGUAAUUUCCCGAAUUACCACAAUGGAUUCCAGGGUGUCUGAAAAUAUCGUCUCUCGCCCGUUGAGGCGGUCGACGAGGCAGUCAUCGGGCACCGUUAAAGUAGUGACUGUAGAACCGACCACCAGGGGUCCUCUUAAGAGAAUCAGAAAGGGGUUAAAAAACCAAGCUCCUGUCCCAGCUGUCAAUGGUUCCAGCGAUGUGGAGACUGGCUCAGACGAUGACGAUUCCCCGAGCAAGAAGAGCCGGACAGAGACUGAGAAACCAGUGGAUGAAAGUGGGGAUGAGAAGAAGAUGGAUGUCCAGGAAUCGGUUGAAGAUCUCGAGAAAAAUGAAGACCUCGAAAUGGAUAAUAUACAGGAUGCCUCUUAUGGAACUCAUCAACGAACAACAUACUUUGGCAACCGUGGCAAUAUAAAUGUAUCCCCACGAGUUGAUCUCGGCCACAGAUCCAGUCUUGCUAUAAAUGAAGAAUCGGACUGGAGGAAAACCAAGAGUGUAAAACCAUCAACAAAGGAACCUGUAGCUCCCACCAAGUCUGCCGCACGAAUCAGACCACCAGCAAAAAAACACGAUGUGUCGGUCACCAGCAUGGCCGACUACAAGAGGAAGAUGGAGGCCAAGGCCACUGGUAUACCAACAGUUAACCAUCACGUCCCUCGUGCGUACCCAGCCUCGGAGAAAUCCUACACGACGCGCCAACGUUCGAAUAACAUUCCGAAACAAAGAGAAACCACUCAGUACGAAAAACAAGGGAUUAAGAAAACUGCUGUUAUCAAGAAAAGCUCUGGAUAUUCCUGUCACGGAUUCAUUUGGUGUUUAUGGCGUUUGGUUCUCCUGGUGCUGCUCUGUUGGACCAUCUGGCUGUCGUACAAGUUCAUGCCUAAACUCAUGACUGCAGAUAGUGGAACGCCCCCAUCCAUAAAGCCAGAAACAUUUGCUGAUCAUUUGGCGCUUCUUGAGGCUCGGUUCCCAAAUCAGUGGCCUGCGCUGUGGAGGAAGAGCAAGAUCCACCUGGGGAGGCACCUCCAAACAGCCCAUCCCACCGAGCCGGUCAGUCUGAUCUUAACCGCAGGCCACGGGGCUGAAAGGACACUGCACUGCCUUGCUCAGAGGCUGGCCGCCUCCUUCUCUUCUGUCCUUAACGCCUCCGUCCUUCACAUUGACGGAGCCAGUAAAUCCAGCCAGGACAGCGACGAGGUGAAGCUGGACAUCGACAGUCAGUUGCGAGCAGCCUUUGAAGGAAACCAACCAGUGGCAGUCAUUCAUCGCUUCGAAGAGCUCCCUCCAGGCGCCACCCUCAUUUUCUAUCGCUACUGCGACCACGAGAACGCUGCAUUCAAGCGAGUCUUCUUGUUGUUUACUGUGCUGCUUCCUCUAGAUGACGUCAGGGGUGACCAGAGUCUGAAAGAAUUGGAGGAGAACGUGCACGACUAUGUCAAGGAAAGGCUGGUGGACUCGAGCAACCGAGCCGGCUACAAUGACAUGGACAACGACAAGUUUGGGGGACUGUGGAGCCGCAUCUCCCAUCUCAUCUUACCUGUAGUGUCUGUGAAGGAAGUCGAGCAGAAAGGAUGCUGAUGACCCACGCUAGGCACCAACGAGGAUGUCCGAAUACCACUUUGGACCAGCCUCAUCCUCCUUGGCAGGAGCCAUGCACCAAAGACGCAACAUGUAAAUAUAGCGUGUGGGCUGUUUUUCACAUAUAAUUAUGAGUUAAAAGUAUUCACCGUCGGAGAUGUGGUUAGACUUGCGCUGCAGUCUUAAUGUUGAAGAUUUUGUUUAACUGCUCUCAAGAUGUCAAGCACUGAGUGUUUAUACAUGCAUAUAUAUUAUAUAGUUUGAUGUUUUUCUUCUGCAUUUUUACUCGUCUAAGAAGAGCUUUUUGUGAACGAUCAGCAUGGAUAACACUUGGUCCUUCUUUGGAGCAAACAAGGUAAUUUUCCUGGACUUCAUUGUUUUAGGAGAAAAUGUAUAUUUCCUAUUCUGCAUUGAUUGCUGGUUAGCUUUGUUGUUGUGUUUAAUGUCCCCAUGGAGAUGUGUGUCUCAUUGUUCAUUUAAUUCUCUUGUUUACACAAUUGGAUUUGCACUAACAUUUUUGCUUCAUUUGUCCUGAUCGAGAGUGCUGGCUUUUAUUAAGAACAAUAUUUUAAAUUCUUAGUUUUUUCAGAAUGUGUAUAUUAGUGAUAUGUUAUCUUUCCUAGAUUGAAAUAUUAUUUUUAUGACUGUAUUGAAUAUAAAAGGCUCUGUUUUUUCCUACUGUUGAAAUGUCAACUUCAAAAUAUACAGCUUCUCACUAAGUGAUUUUAAUUUGUUAAUAAUAAUUGAAAAAAAUCAAAUGUUACUAAAUAUUCAAGUAAAAAAAAUGUGCCUUAAACACUCGUAUAGAGAAGAUUGGACUAUAUUUAAAACGCGCAGACAUCUUUUGAUAUCUUCAUAACCCAAACAAGUUUUCUUGCAGUUCGUUCUGAUUUGUGGAAAUUAGAACUUCAAAAUAAAGGAAAGUAUUCUUUCCUGUAAUGCCA